AUGUUGCACAGUUGUAAACUACUAAAAAAUGUUCCAAAAUACACGUUUAUAGGAACGAACAAACACACUUACACAGCAAAUAUUGACUGUAGAAAUGGCAAAUAUCUCAACAAUAAGUGCUAUGUGACGAGUUUGAAUAACAAAAAUCAACUGAACGUAAUUAAAAAUGUUAGAAAUUUUGGUUAUAACAACUCAAACUCCCAGUUUGGAUACUUUGGGCUCAGAAUGAACACACCUUCUGACCUACUUAAAUUGGCCACCGACGCUGUAAAAUAUUCUGAAAAAUCAGUUGAAAAUUUAGUAGAUUACUAUAGUAGUUGUAAGAAUAGUGGAGAUUUUAGAGAAAAUGUAUCAAAAAAGGCACUGUAUGUGAUCGAUGAUAUAUCAAACACACUGUGUUCAAUAGCAGAUCCCUCAGAGUUUCUAAGGCACGUUCACGAGAACGAUGAAUGGCGGAAAGUGGCAAACGAAUGCAUAGAAAUCAUCUCAGACUUCAUAGGAAAGAUAAAUAUAAACAAGAAAAUUUAUGAGAUAUUGAUAAAUGAUAAAAGUGACUUGAGCAAAGAUGAGGAGUUGGUACUGAGUCACAUGAUAGAGUCAAUGAAGUCACAAGGAGUUCAUUUAUCGGAAUUGCCACAAAUUGAAUAUUUGAAACUGUUGAAGGAGGAGUUGAUGCUAAGCUAUUCGAUAUUUGAACUAAGUAGUAAAAAUCAGCACCCAUACAAUCAAAUAUUGAAAAAACAGUUGAUGAUUUAUAUGUACAGGAACGCAGAAAACCCAGAUUUUAGAAAGCAAGUAUGGCUAUCGCAACGUAAAAGCAAUCAAGAAAGUUUGUUGAAAAUAUUGGAACUGAGAGAUACAAGGACGAGAUUGUCACAAAUUAGAGGAUUCGCAGACUACAGAGAGUACGCACAGAAGGAGUGUAUGCUGAAUAAAAAUAUUGAGGAAUUUUUAAUUAAUUGUUCAAAUUCAAUCAAGGAUCAACUAUAUAGUGACUUGGAAGAGUUAUGGAAGUUGAACUCAAAGAGUGCACAUAAUAAGAAUGGCACUAGCUUGAAUCCAUGGGAUAUAGACUACUUGGUUAACCUGAAAAGAAAUGAGAAUAUUAUAUUCUUGUCAUUGAAAACGUUGAUAGAUUAUUUUAAAUACUUAUUAAAAGAACUGUUUAACAUAGAGUUGACAGAGGAUGAUAUAAAACAAGAAUCAUUAUGGGAUGAUAAAAUCAUCAAGUACAAUCUGGUACAUGAUAAUAGAACAGUAGCGAAUUUGUAUUUGGACCUGUUUGAAAGAGAAAGUAAAACAACGAUGUGUGCACAGUUUACAAUAAGAUGUUCAAAAACAUAUAGUAAAGUGGACAAAAAUGGAGAAAAGUAUAUAAGUAAGAUAAUGAAUCCACGUAAUUAUGAGGAGCAUGAAGAUAAAUUGAUACAAAUACCAUCAACAGUAGUAACAACAUCAUUUACAAGUGAAGAUAAAGGAAAGGGGAUGAAAUUUAAUGAUAUAAAAAUAGACUUACACAACUGUGAAAUAAUAUUCCAUGAAUUGGGACAUACACUGCACACAUUGUUGAGUAAAACUGAGUUACAGCACUUAUCAGGGAAUAGAGGACCAAUAGACUACGCAGAGUUCUCAUCGCACCUAUUUGAACUGUUCUUUCAGAAUCAUGUUGUGGAAAUGAUGAAACUGGAAGGUAUAAAUGAGACAUUUAAUGAAAAGGAUGUAAUGUAUUAUAAAAAGUUUGAAUCAGUAGACCUGGCAAGAAUGAUAAUAUCAUCACAAAUAGACCAAAGGUUUUAUGACGAUAAAUAUAAGUAUGAUUGGAUGGAAAUUGAAAAUGGAUUGAAUUAUAAGGAUAUAUUUCAAAAUUAUAAAAACUAUUUCAACGAAAAGUACGAAAAAUGGAAAAAUGAUGAGGAAAAGUGGAAUGGAAAAGAAACAGUAGUGACACUGCUGGGACCAAUAGCUAUAACAAACUUUGAUCAUCUGAUACACUACGGUGGAAACUAUUACUGUUACCUGUACUCAAGAAUCCUGGCAAUAAAAGCGUAUAAGUCAUUUAAAAAUAAAAGUUAUAAGGAAAUUGGGAGUAGAUUACUGGAAUUCUUUAAAAAGGGGUCCAUAGAUUCGUCACUAAGCCCAAUUAAUAAGUUGGCAGGAAAGGAUUUAAACGAAGAAGAGAAUACAUUAUUUUAUAAAUAA
Messenger RNA from Theileria orientalis strain Shintoku, 2199 nucleotides. RefSeq lists its product as uncharacterized. The record is from RefSeq and is a predicted model, not a curated record. The coding region runs from base 1 to 2199 and encodes 732 amino acids. Gene Ontology annotation, cellular component: mitochondrion. Gene Ontology annotation, biological process: proteolysis; peptide metabolic process. Gene Ontology annotation, molecular function: metalloendopeptidase activity. The transcript is spliced from 14 exons. NCBI's taxonomy places the organism in Eukaryota, Apicomplexa, Aconoidasida, Piroplasmida, Theileriidae.